AAACAUGCAUCAGUUGUUUUACAGCACUUCACUACCAAUAACAGUUACAACAUGUCUGGACGUGGUAAAGGAGGCAAAGUUAAGGGAAAGUCAAAGACCCGUUCCAGCAGGGCUGGACUUCAAUUCCCCGUCGGUCGUAUUCACCGAAUGCUUCGUAAGGGCUCGUACGCUGAACGUGUAGGUGCCGGUGCUCCCGUGUACUUGGCUGCCGUUAUGGAGUACUUGGCCGCUGAAGUUUUGGAGUUGGCCGGUAACGCUGCCCGUGACAACAAGAAGACCCGUAUCAUUCCCCGUCACUUGCAGUUGGCUAUCCGUAACGACGAAGAGCUGAACAAGCUUCUGUCUGGUGUCACCAUCGCUCAGGGUGGUGUGUUGCCUAACAUCCAAGCUGUUCUUUUGCCCAAAAAGACUGACAAACCCGCUAAAGCUUAACUUCUCUUGUGUUUAUAUUCAAACGGCCCUUUUCAGGGCCACCAACUAUAAAAGAAAAUGUGUAUCCUAUCGUUUUCGUGUAUAUUUUUCAGUAUAAGUUAAAGUGUCUGGCUUCUAGUAGGUAACGCUUAAAGUUGUGCUCACGAUUUGGAGAAAGCUUGCGGAAUUUCUAAGUUAUUUUACAUUUUACUUUCACAAUGGCUAGUUUAAAACGGAUUUCAAUGGUUUAUUUUGCUAACGAGAAAGGUGUUGGCCAAAAAUAUGAUCUUUACAAUUUCCGUAUUACAUGGUUGGACUCAGCAUAAGAUCAUUCUCAGCUGUAUAUCUCCGGCUCUCCGCUAGCUUUCUUUUGAUACGGACCAAUUUUCUCCUAACAUUGCCAUGAGAUAGGUAGCGUGGCCGAGCGGUCUAAGGCGCUGGUUUAAGGCACCAGUCUCCUCGGAGGCGCGAGUUCGAAUCUCGCCGCUGCCAUAGUUUUUUAUGUUAUAUACUUGUAGCAUUACUGUCAAAAUACAUUGUAUCUGCCCAAUUUAAAACUAGUUU
Daphnia magna is the source of this 975-nucleotide messenger RNA. RefSeq names its product histone H2A-like. Lineage: Eukaryota; Metazoa; Arthropoda; Branchiopoda; Diplostraca; Daphniidae. The record is from RefSeq and is a predicted model, not a curated record. Bases 52 to 432 code for a protein of 126 amino acids. The transcript has a single exon. Gene Ontology annotation, cellular component: nucleosome. Gene Ontology annotation, molecular function: DNA binding; protein heterodimerization activity; structural constituent of chromatin.